This is a messenger RNA of Radiomyces spectabilis, 2457 nucleotides long. RefSeq names its product high-temperature-induced dauer-formation protein-domain-containing protein. The record is from RefSeq and is a predicted model, not a curated record. Bases 1 to 2457 code for a protein of 818 amino acids. NCBI's taxonomy places the organism in Eukaryota, Fungi, Mucoromycota, Mucoromycetes, Mucorales, Radiomycetaceae. The transcript has 12 exons. Gene Ontology annotation, cellular component: Golgi trans cisterna; Golgi medial cisterna; membrane.
AUGGGUGCUGCAGAGAGUAAAUUAGCUUUUCGUCAAACUGUCUUGCGACUGUUUGAAGAACGUAACAUUGCAGCAUCCGAUGAGGCAUUUUGGUCUCAGUUUUGGGAAGUGCCCGAAUCGAUGGACCAUGUUUUCUCCUCUUUCGGGGCGAGUGACAUUCGUCGUUUACGCGAUUCUGCAAGAGAGAACCUCGAAACUCUGCUGGAUAAACUGUUAGAUAAGAUGGAAGCUCACGUUAAUGCAAUCAACGCAACUCCUGAAAAAUUUCCUUCCCAACACUUAUUGAACUGCUGUCGAGUCAUGGCGCGUAUUAUGCCGUUUAUUUUUGAGGACACGGAUAGCCAGGAAUGGGAGACGAGCUUCUUUUGGACCCCGGUUGCCGCAGGUCAAAAGAGCGAUCCACAAAUCGAAAAAGAAGGGGAUGCUGAUGUGGAGAAUUCCUCAGCUUCCAAGUCAGUCGAACAGUCAGUGACUCGUGGACAACGGCUGCUAUCACUGACGGUCCGCUGUCUAUUUUUAUCGGGUUUUACACUUCCGGCAUCCCUGACCACGAAGGAAUCGCGAACAGCAUAUGUGAUUUGGGAACCCGGUGUGGGUUCUUCAGUGUCUGUGGGCAAUGAGCAGCAACAUUUAUUGCACCGUAUUGAAGUCCUGCGAUUGCUGAUUGUUCUCUUGUCCAAAUCCAUCUACGUGUUGCCCGACGAGCAAAUGUCAUUCGACAACCCAUGGCUAUCGUAUGUCAUCAAAAACAUGGAUCGGAAAACAGUACUCGUCUUGCUCUGCAGUUUGAUGAAUACCGCUUGUCAAUAUGAUCCUGUGGGCUGGGGUGUGCCUUACAAUUAUCUUUUGGUGGCGGACCCCCGUGAACAAUUGGCCGACAAAUGUUUGCGUCUGUUACUGAUUCUCCUCGAUGGACAGUCCCCCAGAGAUUCACCUGCGUUCUUUGGUGAAAAAUCCACCCCAGUUGUUCCUACGGAUGACACCGCUUCCAACAAAGGCUCACCUACAGAGCAAGAAUCUGUAGGUCGAAACAGUAUCAGCAACGGCUCUGUCACAUCCGAAAUGGAUACCUCCGUACAUGAUAAUGCUUUCCGUCAUCAUCUGUCAAAGCUGCACCGUUCACAAGACUUUAACUUUCUCGCCACCGGCAUGUAUCGUGUGCUUGUGAACCCAUUACAGGCAAGUAAUACUUACCUUCCUGGAUCGACGAAGCGAGUGUCGUGCCACGUUGAAAUGGUGAUGCUUUUCUGGCGCCUGUGCGAUAUCAAUCCGCGCUUUACUGCUCAUCUGACGAAGAACAAGCAAAUUAUGGACUUCAUUGUUGUGCUUAUUUUCUAUGCGAUGGAGAACAAAUUGCAAGCAGCGCAUAUUGACGUUGUGCGGAUGUGUACUUACAUUCUGCAAUGUCUUUCUUCUGAACGAACCGUAUGUAUCCUUCUCAACCAACAGUUCACAACACAAGCUUCGUUACCCCCAGUCGUACGCAUUCCCGCCUUUUACGGUACAUACGGUGACUUUCUUGUCAUUUCUAUUUUCAAUCUCAUUGCAAACUCGCGCGGGACACUUGCCUCGUUGUAUCCAUCGCUCGUAUUGACUAUUACCAACGCCUCCCCCUACCUGAAAAACUUGUCUAUUUCUGCUUCUGGAAAAUUGGUAUCCUUAUUCAACUCUGUCUCGACACCUGGCUAUUUAUUUGCUGGUGAAUACAAUCAUGACAUUCUUGGAUUUUUGCUGGAAGCUUUCAAUAACCUCAUUCAGUACCAAUUCUCCGAUAAUCCUAAUUUGAUUUAUGCUCUUGUCCGUAACCACGUCAAAUUUGAGAAACUGCGAGACUUUUCCUAUGAUGAAGCUGUUAACCAACUGAAGCGAUCACGGAAACGCAAUAGCGAAUCAUUGCCGACAAUGGAGAAAGAGAAAACGACGGAGAUACGGUCAUCCGAUGAACAAUCGAACUCCCCAGAUAAUGUAGAAUUGGCCUCUUCCGUGUCGCUGAAAGAAUCAGAAACGACAGAUGUCACAUCGACUUCGACCUCUCAACCACAAGAUUCUGCGAUUAUUCACCGCAACCUUCCGUCCAAGGAAUGGGUAAUGCAAUGGUAUGCGCAACUCCCACUACAGCCUGUUCUCUUGCUAUUGGAGCAUGUCUUACCACAAGUGGAAGCCAAGUGUUCUAUUGAAUCUCUCACUACCGAUCAAGAGGUGUUGGCGUUUCUGCGUACCAUGACCCUCGUCGGCGUGUUGCCUCCUCCUCAACCGCUCCAUGUUCGACGAUUCUACUGGGCGGAAGCCAUGGUUGUUUGGCUGAGAAGUGUUUUAUGGGGUCAUGCCUAUCUUUCAUCUUUGAAAGAUUGCGGUCUGUGGAAUGGAACGCAUAUUCGAUUGUUUUAUAUUCAGCAAUCUGAACCUCCACAAUCCAGUACUGAAUCAGAAACUCAACAGCAACAAGAAGCCAAGUAG